Amoebophrya sp. A25 is the source of this 737-nucleotide messenger RNA. NCBI's taxonomy places the organism in Eukaryota, Dinophyceae, Syndiniales, Amoebophryaceae. The record is from the annotation of a GenBank genome assembly.
AUGCUGCAGGUGCACUCGUCUUGGACUGGAUCUGCAUGGGCGGGUGGAACGCCUGGUGCUGCGCAUCAGCCUACGCCGUUAGGAAGUCUCACAUGUAAGGCGUACCUUAAAUCAUCUUGCGGAGCAACAUCUUUGCCGGGUUCUUUUCAAGGGGAAAAAUAUUACAGCAAUUCGCUUCAUCACAUUUAUAUAUUUAUAGGUCAACAAAGAUGUCACUGCAAAAUCUUGACUGGCUUCUCCCUUUCUAUAAGGUUGAGGCUUAGGCCCAGCGGCGCUCAAAGCACUAAAUAAAACAGCCGGUUAGUUUUUACCUCUAGAGAUCUAGCCCUUUCAACAAUAUAUAGGUCAACAAAGAUGUCACUUUCUAGAUGGGAAUAUCGGUCUAACGCAACCUCCACGAACCCAUUCCUUGACACGGGCAGAAGUACGCUGAAUCCUGCCUGUCCUGAAUUUUACCCAGCUGGUCACACGCGAACUGGUGAGAACGGCGUGCAAUUACCUUUAGAAUUAUGGCUCACCCUUAUCCAUCUUCCGAAGCAUGAGCAUCUCGUCAGAGACGUUUUCAUCAAUGUCAUCACUUGUGCAUAAGGUUGCGACUCAGAUUGAAGAACCAUCUAUAGGCGUCCGACGUUUUCAUCAAGGUGAAAGCGCUCUCAGGUGGAUGAGCUUCGAGAUGGCUCCAAUAGAAGUGGGCUCGGCUCCAAUAGAAGGCACACCACUGACGACACGAACCGGAG